Molecule: messenger RNA, 3428 nt
Organism: Anas platyrhynchos (mallard)
Lineage: Eukaryota; Metazoa; Chordata; Aves; Anseriformes; Anatidae
Gene: ZDHHC5
Product: zDHHC palmitoyltransferase 5
Biological process (GO): protein palmitoylation
Cellular component (GO): plasma membrane
Molecular function (GO): palmitoyltransferase activity
Source: RefSeq, a predicted model, not a curated record
CCCGGGGCGGCAGCCAAUGAGCGGCGGCGGGCGGCGCGCAGCCUCACUGCGCAGGCGCGGCCGUGACGUAGUGGCCGGGCCGCCGGAGCGCGGCGACGGUGCGGGCCCGGAGCGCUGCCCCCGCCGCCGCCUGGGCCGCGCCGAGCCGGUGAUGCCCGACGCCUGAUUUUAAUGGUUUUAUGCAUUUUUUUUUAAACAUACGGAUUAACAAGGAGCAGCUUCACCUCCUCUCCGAGAUGGAGCCGGAUGGAGCAGGCGCCGCUCAGGCCACGGGCGAGGCAGAGCCGUGCAGCACCCUCCUCACCUCCAGCACGCUGCGGGGCUUGUGAGAGCCCUCCCUGACAGCUCUGCCCGGGACCUGGCCCCAAAUGGUCUCCGCGGGGAAGAUUUGAUGAAAUUCCCCUCGCUUUGCAGCAGCCGGGUGGAAACGAAGCCUGCUGGGAGGCCGGAGGGCCGGGAGGAGGAAGGAACGAGAAGGAAGAGGGUGAAACCGCGCUCCACGGGGCCUUCCCCUGCAGCCCCCCUCGCGCAGAAAGGAUUUACAGCUCAGCCUCGCACCAGCUGUUCCUCGGCUUUGCCUGGCCGGGGAGAAAUAAAUAAAAUUAAACGGCCACCGCCGGGCAGCCGGCCCCGCAGCCCGCAGGAAUCAGGGAGAGUGCUGCAUGUGACUGGCAGGGGGGAGGAGGAGGAGGAGGCCGAGUGGCUCGCUGGGGAGACGUCCCCGUCCCCCUCCUCCCUGCGCCCACCGAGGGGCUGCGGGGCUGGGAGGGCGGCGCAGCUCCCGGCGGGGCUUUGUGCCGCCAGCUCCUCGCCUCCACGCCGGCACGGGCCACGUGGGGACCUUUUCGGAGGCCGGCGCCUGACCUAGGGGCUCUCAGCCUGACGGCUGGGUGAAACCCAGACCCGCUUCUCAGCUCGGAGUUCUGAAUUUUGGGGUUUUGAACUCUCUCGGGGCUGUCCGGAGGCCGCAGCGGACUUCUCCCGGCCUCCUGCUGCGGCCGGAGCUCGCUCGGGGAGGCCGGGCAGCGCCUCGGCCCCUUCCUUCUCCCCUCCCCUUCUCACCUGGCUCUGACUCCAGCUGGGCCUGGGCUAUGCUGCAGGGCAGAUUCCCCAGCAGAGCUCCACCAUGCCAGCAGCGUCCGCAAAGAGGUUCAAACCCAGCAAGUACGUCCCGGUCUCGGCCGCUGCCAUCUUCCUAGUGGGAGCCACCACCCUCUUCUUCGCCUUCACGUGCCCGUGGCUCAGCCUCUACGUGUCCCCGGUCAUUCCCGUCUACAAUGCCGUCGUCUUCCUCUUCGUGCUGGCCAACUUCAGCAUGGCCACCUUCAUGGACCCAGGCAUCUUCCCCCGAGCUGAAGAAGACGAGGACAAGGAGGACGACUUCCGAGCUCCGCUCUACAAGACGGUGGAAAUCAAGGGCAUCCAGGUGCGCAUGAAGUGGUGCGCCACCUGCCGCUUCUACCGCCCGCCGCGCUGCUCCCACUGCAGCGUCUGCGACAACUGCGUGGAGGAGUUCGACCACCACUGCCCCUGGGUGAACAACUGCAUCGGGCGCCGCAACUACCGCUACUUCUUCCUCUUCCUGCUCUCGCUCACCACGCACAUCAUGGGCGUCUUCGGCUUCGGCCUGCUCUACGUCCUCUACCAGGUGGAGCUCUCCGGCGUCCGCAUGGCCAUCACCAUGGCCGUGAUGUGCGUGGCCAGCUUGUUCUUCAUCCCCGUCGCCGGCCUCACCGGCUUCCACGUGGUGCUGGUGGCGAGGGGCCGCACCACCAACGAGCAGGUGACGGGCAAGUUCCGCGGCGGCGUCAACCCCUUCACCAACGGUUGCUGUAAGAACGUCAGCCGGGUCCUGUGCAGCUCCCCAGCCCCCAGGUACCUCGGGCGGCCGAGGGCCGAGCAGACAGUGCUGGUGAGGCCCCCCUUCCUGCGGCCCGACGUGUCGGACGGCCAGAUCACCGUCAAGAUCAUGGACAACGGUAUCCAGACAGAGCUGAAGAGGACGAAGUCCAAAGGAAGCCUGGAGGUGACGGAGAGCCAGUCCGCUGACGCCGAGCCGCCACCCCCACCUAAGCCAGACCUCAGCCGCUACACGGGCCUGAGGACACACUUAACCCUGGCCACCACCGAGGACAGCGGCUUGCUAGGCAAGGACAGCCCCCCGACGCCCACCAUGUACAAGUACCGGCCCGGCUACAGCAGCAGCAGCAGCUCGGCCGCCUUGCCCCACUCCACCAGCGCCAAGCUGAGCCGGGUGAACAGCCUGAAGGAGCCCAACUCCAUCGCGACGGCAGGCCGCAAGCCCAGCUACCGCUCGGAGCCCAGCCUGGAGCCCGAGAGCUUCCGCUCGCCCACCUUCGGCAAGAGCUUCCCCUUCGACCCGCUGUCCAGCGGCUCCCGCUCCUCCAGCCUCAAGUCGGCGCAGGGCACGGGCUUCGAGCUGGGCCACCUGCAGUCCAUCCGCUCCGAGGGCACCACCUCCACCUCCUACAAGAGCCUGGCCAACCAGACGCGCAACGGCAGCCUGUCCUACGACAGCCUGCUCACCCCCUCCGACAGCCCCGACUUCGAGUCGGUGCAGGCCGGCCCCGAGCCCGAGGCGCCGGUGGGCUACACCUCGCCCUUCCUCUCGGCGCGCAUCGCCCAGCAGAGGGAGAGCGACCUGCACGGCCGCUUCGCCGCCGCCACCGCCGCCUCCCCCAAGCACGCGGCGCCCCGCGAGCCCUCGCCCGUGCGCUACGACAAUCUGUCCCGCCACAUCGUGGCCUCCAUCCAGGAGCGCGAGAAGCUGCUGCAGCAGCCGGCGGCGGCGCCGGGCAGGGAGGACGAUGCGGGGCCGGCGGACUCGGGCGGCGCGGCCCCCCGCGGCGGCUCCUCUUCUUCCUCGGACGAUUGCAAGCGCUCGCCCCUGGGCAAGAACCCGCUCACCCGCCCGGCCCCUCCCCGCUUCGGCAAGCCCGAGCCCCCGCACGCGCUGCGGGCGCGCUCCCUCGGCUCCCCCGAGCAGCCCGCCGCCCCCCACCUGGGGAAAUCCGUGUCUUACAGCAGCCAAAAACCAGCGUCUCAGCCCGAGGCCGAGGAGGUGGCCUUGCAGCCCUUGCUGGCACCCAAGGACGAGGUGCAGCUGAGGCCGUCCUACAGCAAGUCCAACGGGCAGCCCAAGAGCUUGGGGCCGGCCGCCCCCGGCGCGGGGCCCGUGCCCCUCAGCAGCCCCACGCGUGGAGGCGUCAAGAAGGUGUCGGGCGUGGGGGGCACCACCUACGAGAUCUCCGUAUGAGGGGCGCCCGGGGGCCUCCCCGCGGGCACGGACACACUGCAGCCCCCAGGGACGAGGGGCGGAGGGGCUGGCGGCGCUUCCCUUCCUCAUUUUGGGUUUCUCCUCCCCGUUUUCCACCCCCUCCCCAGGACUCGGGUGCCGCCUGGCGCCC